CCUCCCCCGAUGCUUCGCGAUCAUCUUAGCCGCCUUUGUACGAGGCCUGUGACCGCGUGCCGUCCGUAUGCGACGACAAAACCAGCAGCGCAUCCGCCUCAUUCAUCCGGCAGCCCCCCGCCCUCACUUCGAAUCACUCAGGAUUUCGCGACCUCUGCAGACGGCACUACAAGCAUCAUGCAGCGGCUUCACAUUGCUGCCAUUACUGAUCCCUCGUGUUUUGACUCAUCACCCGCAUGGGCGGCUCGCUUGGAGGAGGUGUGUGGGCGCAUUGAUGAAUUGUCUGAGGACGACUGCCUGCGGCUGUGGCGCAUUCUGGUGGCUGUCGAGUGUGCGGAUGCAGAUCUGCUGCUGAAGGUGAUCUCGGGUUCGGCGCAUUGUCGUCACUGGGGAGGCUGGGAAGAUGGCGAUGUCGGCUCGAUGUCGCGGUAUCGUUCUGAGGCACUGCUGGUGGAUGUUGUUCGCUACCUCGAGAAGGGACAGCUCUUCCUGCAGCCUGCUCGGGACGCUGCCAUCUCUUUCGUGGCUCAACGAGCGUGGAGCACCUCUCAUCUGUCGAGUGACGACGUUCUGAUUUUUCUCAAGGAAAGCUGCCGCGCCCCUCUUACACCCGGUGCACUGGAAGGAGCAGCAGAGUGGGUUGCGGACCACGUACGGAUGCUUCGGGCAGACCAGUUGCUGACGGCCGUGUCCCUCCUCCUUCCAUCCAUCAACGACCCAAGUCAGCAUUCGGCCGUGCUGCCAGCUUUCCGGGCCAUUGCCGAGGCAGUGGAGAGCCGCUUCAGCUCGCUCGACCCACACACCCUUCUGCACAUCAUGGGCGGCUAUGCGCUGGCCGGUGCGGGCAGCCCUGUGUCGUUCAAGCGGCUGCUUCGUCUGCUGGACCCUUCAUUCGCCUCAAUGGAGCUUCGGGACCUCUUUCUCUACCUCGUGUGCGUGGCAGCCGCGCCAUCGGGCAUAUUGAGGGUGGGGAGUGCCGCCAAGGUGAAGAGGAGGCGACGGGCGGCCAGCAAGUCGAUUAUGGGGUAUCUUGCGUUGCGUGAGAGGGAGGGGGCGCCGCAGCAGGUGGUCCGCUUCCCGCGGUUCGACCAGAGGGUGCUGCACUGCUGCCAGGCCGUGAGAGGCGACAUCCUUGCCAUGAUGAGUGGGCGGACAGAGGGCCUGCCCGCGUCGCCCCUGCCUCUCCCAUACUGCCUGCCCAUUCUGCACACACUCGUCCGGUCGGCCAUCGAGCGGGAGCUGGUCAUGGUUGAGGCGCGGCCACUGAUGCACGCUAUUGCUGUGGCGCUGCUCAGUGACCCAUCACAGCUGUCGGUGGCUGCUAUUGGGGAGGCCACGGCUGGUCUGGCUUACCUCGGCUAUGUGGGCAGCGCCGUGCAGCGGCGAUAUUACACCGUCAUGCUCGAGCGUCUGCUGUUCGGUGACCAGGGGAGAGGGAGUGAUGUAGAGGGUGCUGUGGAGAGGCUGCUGAGUGGCGACAAGCCAAUGCCAGUGGCUUGCCAGAGUCUGUUCAGGGCCACAUGGGCGGCAAUGGUGGCCGAGUGUCAUCUAUCUGACGACCGGACCGCGGCUUCCCUCGCCACAUCAGCGGCCCGAACACUCCUCUCAUCCCCAGCUGUCGACACAUCUCAAUUGAGGGAGGCGCAGUGGGAGCCGUCUGCACAGCCAUCCACCAGCAGCAGUGACGGCCCGCCCUUCAACCCCCUGUGGCCGGCUAUGCCGACCUCUCAGCUGGCGAGGCAGGUGGCACUGAUGGCCAAAUGGGAAGUGGCUGGAUGGACAGAUGCGUGGGAUCGGUGGAUUGAUCAAGGGGGCGACGAGCGGUUCAUCUCGGGGCUGCGGAGGAGGGAGCACCAGCGGGUGGCGGCACUCCUGAUGACCGCCAUGGUGCAGCCCGACCGCCUUAAGACCCUCAGGCGCAAGAAGCGAGUGGGCAGCGACGUCGCUACGGAUGGAUGGAUGGACACGGCCAACAGCCAGAUUCGAGUCAAGGCCGUCAGUCCAGACGACCCCGCCUCGUCCCCCUGCCCAUCGCCCUGCGACCUCAUCCUUCAAGACACCGCCACUGGGGCAGCCCUGCUGGUCAGUGUGGUCGCCAAGAACGCCUCCGUGCUGUACCAGAUGCGGCAUGACCCCACCACCAACCUGCGAGUGCCACGGCGACAAAUGGAGCACUGGUGGGGGGACGGUGCAGAUGGUGCAGAUGGUGCGGAUGAUGCGGGUGGCAGUGGCGACUCACUUGCGUACAUUGGUCUGAAUGGUGUGGACAUGGUGCGGUAUCGGCUGGUGACUGCAUGGAAUGAGGCUGUGCAGAGGGGCGGGAUGGCAGAUGGGGGAGAGGAGGGUGAGGCUGUGUGUCCUUGUCCUGCACUGAGUGUGGUGCUGCCUGUCGAGUGCCCUGAGAACGUGCUCAGAGAGACCGCUGAGACGUUGGUAAGACUGGUACCUCUGUGUGGACGCUAGAAUGCUAG
Messenger RNA from Vitrella brassicaformis, 2471 nucleotides. The record is from the annotation of a GenBank genome assembly. NCBI's taxonomy places the organism in Eukaryota, Vitrellaceae.